Suillus discolor is the source of this 1073-nucleotide messenger RNA. RefSeq lists its product as uncharacterized. The coding region runs from base 13 to 876 and encodes 287 amino acids. The transcript has 4 exons. The record is from RefSeq and is a predicted model, not a curated record. Lineage: Eukaryota; Fungi; Basidiomycota; Agaricomycetes; Boletales; Suillaceae. Gene Ontology annotation, molecular function: DNA binding. Gene Ontology annotation, biological process: DNA integration; DNA recombination.
AUCUUCCCUUUGAUGGGUGCCAAUGGCAUCAUGCAGCCUGGACAGCCUCUCUCCCAUGACACUGUGCAAAAGUGGAUUGACGAGGCAACGACAGGUGCUGGCAUCCUAGGCUGUUUUUCGACUCACUGCUUCCGCCGUGGAGGUGCCCAGUAUUGGUUUAUGUUCGCACCGGUUGGUCAGCGGUGGUCACUUGCCAUGGUUCGAUGGUGGGGAGGAUGGGCUGAUGGUGAACAGCGAAACACGCUCAUUCGUUACCUUCUCGACGAACUACACACCUAUGAGACCGACUACAGUGAUGCCCUCGCUCCUUUCUCCCGCGAAGCUGAAUCCUCCCUUGCAGGCGAGCAGGCACUCAUGAGGCCAGCAUCCACUGAGGAGCUGCGCAUGGUUCAUGCAUCCGUGACCGCAGAUGUCAAUCGUUUGCGAGUUGACGUCAGUGCAGUCAACGACUCGCUUCGGUCACUCACCAGCAUGGUCCAGGCCACUUCAAGUUGCCUGAAGGCUGCUGGACACCUACCUCCAACACAGCUCGAAGAAGAUCCCCGCUUCACCCUUCUCCGAGUCUCCGCAUCUGGCAGUGCAGAGUCUCCUCAGAUUUCAACUCCUCGGCAUGUCCAUCCACCACCAACACACUCCCGUCCUCUCAACGGUCUUGUCAUUCCACGGCUGCCACUCGUCCGUUCGAACGGGUUGAAGACUCCGAAGGCCGAGUCCUGGAGGGACAUCAUCACGCACUGGCUCGUCGGUGACCCCGACAGAGGGUUGAAGACGCCACUCAAGGACUGGCCGCAGGAGUGGUACCAAGGCCCGAACCGGAAGCUCGCAAUGCAGUACCAGAACAGGGCCGUUGUUGCGCGCGAGUUCAUCAACCAGUGAUUACCAGUCAACGAAGCCCUCUUCCUUGCAGCCUACCCAGAAGCCGAGCGGGGACACACCCCACUGCUUGCAGCCGUCAACAAGGCACGGGCUGCACGAGGAGAGCGUGUCCGUCGCAAAAUGACACGAGGACUCUCACUUCGGAACCAUACCACUACUGCCGCCCACUCGAACGCUCGUAACUUGUAAGUACUAUA